GCCCUUCAGAGUUUAGGAGAUUCGUGAAACCGAUCAGUCCCUCCGGCUAAGCUCGCGCAUGGCGACAGCGAUGAAGAGGGCUGCACUCAGCUGGAGAAUGGCAACCACCUCUGCUGCAGCUGCAGCUGCUGCGCCUGCUGCCGGAUCUGACCAGCUGCACGAUGCCGUUCAUCAGAUCUCAUCAGUCAAUGGCAAUCGUGGCAAUGAGCCCAAUGAUGACGGUGACGGUGCCCAUGGUGGUCCACAGGCAGACAUGCGUGUGCUGAUGCGGUCGCUCUCGGCUUGUGGAUCAAUGGGUGAGCUGCGGCAGAUGGUGGACCGACAUGGCGGCUCUCUCGAUGUUCCCGCGUGUGCCAUGGCUCUGCACAGGUGGGCGGACGGGUGGGCGCAUCGCAUCGAAGCACAAGACGCAUUGCAUUGCAUUCAUCACAAAUUCGUUAACUGAUUGAGUGAUUGCGAUGGGCCAAUGUCUGUCUGUCCAUGUGUUGUGUUGGUCUCUUCUCUUUGUGUGUGUGCAGGUUGGCGAGGCUGUCGCGCAAGCCACUCGAGGGCGUGAAGACCAAACCCAGAUGGUCUCCCAGCGACGCUCUCUGCGACACCCUGCUCUCCCAGCUCCUCUCAGUCAUCACUCGCACACCCAAUGGCAACACCACCUCAAUCGCCCCACGCGACGCGGCCAUGGCGCUUGUGGCCAUCGCGCGGCUGCACCCUGGGUGGGAGAGGGAGAGCGAGAUAUGGACGAGGCUGUUGGAGGGCGGCUUGAUGCCGGUCAGGGCGACGGUGGGGGCAGAAGUGAUAAAGGACGUUGUGUGGGCUGCGGCGAGGGCAGGGCGUGGCGACAGUGCGGUGCGGCCGUGUUUGGAGGCGCUUGUGUGUGAGGUGACGCUGGAGAGGCGCUAUGUUGGUUUCCGGCCAAGGGACCUGUUCUCUUUUCUGUGGGCGUGUGGGAGUCUGGGCAUCGAUUUGGGAGGCUUGGCUAGCUACACUGCCACCAACGACUACCUGCUCGCACACUUACAUGUAUCUAAGGAUGCAGGCAGACACACACAGAGAGGGCUCCACACGUGUGUGUGUGUGUGUGUGUGUGUGUGUCAGGAUCUCACCCCAACGGACUGUGUGCUCAGUUGCUCCGCGUGUCUCUCUCAACUGAGCCGCUCUCAGAGCUCCCAGCAGCAGGGCAGGUCGGCAGCUCGGCGAGAGAUUGAGAGGGUCCUUUCAGCGAUCGGCAGACACGCCAUGUCGCAAGCAGACUGCGCAAACCCACACACAAGCACAUGGGACGCCAAGUGCUACGCCGGUCUGUUGCGCGUGUGCGCCAAGCACCAGUACAAAGACACUCGGCUGCUCGGCCACAUCUCUCGGCAGCUGCUGGGGCAGAUGGACCGAUGCCGUGUGCAGGACCUUGCCAAGACGGUGUGGGCGUGCGCGGCGCUGAGCUACACCAACAGGGAACUGUUUGAGGCGAUUGAGCGGCAGCUGAUGGGGCAGUUUCUUAGAGAGGGAGAGGGAGAGGGGGUGCGGAUGAGGCCGAUUGAGGUAGGAAGGCAAGGCUGGCGGCCAGUGAGAGGCCAUUCCAUUCCACCCCCCACACACAUCACGCCAUCUUAUCUUCCUUGGCAGGUGUGUCAUUUCAUGUGGGGCUUUGCGUCGAGAGGGUAUCGCUCCCCCGAGCUGUUUGAUGCCCUCAGCGAUGUGGCGCUCGCCGACAUUAAGAACUACUCGCCGCACGACAUGGCAGUAAGGGUGUAGGCCCACAUCCGGCGUCGGUAUCUCUCUCUUUCUCUCCCUCUCUCUCUCUCUCUCUCCCUCUCUCUCUCUCUCUCUCUCUGUGUGUGUGUGUGUGUGUGUGUGUGUAGAUCGCUGUGUGGAGCUUUGCGUCGACGCAGAACCUCAAGGAAGAGCUCUUCCGGGCCAUUGCCAGAGAGGCCGUCUCAAAGCUCACCAAGUUCUCCGCCCAGGUACCUAGGUAGCAGAAGGUCCUUUCAUCCAUCCAUCCAUCCCUUCCUCCAUCGAUGCGCUCAACACACACUCACUCAGGACCUCGCCAACACCAUCUGGGCGUUCUGCCGCGCCGGAUUCUACUUCGACAACCUCUUCGGCCCCCUGACCGCACACACGAUGCAGCACAUGCACCGGUUCAAGCCACAUGAGGUCGGUCCACAGACACCCUCGACAGAGAGAGAGAGAGAGAGAGACAUGGAUGUCUUGUAUGUGUGUGCAGGCGGCGAGCACUGCGUGGGCUUUUGCGACCAAGAGAGAGGGGGGAGGGGGGCAGCGAGAGAGACAGGGGGAGGAGGAGGUGCUGGUGGGCUUGCGCACGGCCAUCGAGCGGCAACAUGGGCUCGCAGCACUCUCGUCGCAGAGCAUACUCGCUGCCGGUAAGUCAGCAACAGACAAUCACAUUCUUGGUUCUUCUUCACCCGUCUCAGUGUGGAGUUUCUCUGUGACGGGUUUGCUCACGCCAUCGUUCCUGGAUGAGUCGAGGCGGCUGCUCAUCAACAGAGCAAAGGAACAUGAUGCUCUCGUGGCCACAUCCAUAUCGACCUCCCCUGGUGGUGCUGUGGAUUUCCGCAAGCGCAAGGGCGACCCUGGAGAUGAUCAUGUCGGUGUUGGUGUGUCCUCUGGUAAAGUUGAUAUUAUGGGAGGGGAGAGGGAGAGGGAGAGGGAGAGCUGUGGUGGUGGUGGUGGUGAGACGGCCAUGGCGACCGAGCCUUUUGUGCUGCAGCACCAUCCUGAAGUGCUGGUAUGAUUGCAGCUUCCGUGAAAUGUCUGUAUCCUCUCUCUCUCUCUCUCUGUGUGUGUGUGUUAGAUAUUGGGCAAGCCGCCAUUCUGGAGUGUGACGACCACAUGGACCCCAAUGGAAGGCGACACCAACACCAACACACCAACAUACUCAUACCAAAGUGAGUCAGUCAGUGUGGGUGAGCUUAGCACCUAUCUAGAGCACACCUGACCCACUCACACACCCCUCCAUCUCUCUCUCCGUGUGUGUGUGUGCAGUGUCCGAGCGUCUGCCUGUGCAAGAGACCAGCAGCACACCUGACCCACAUGAUGAGGAUGCAGAAACGGAAGACGAGCAUGAAGAGGAGACGGAGCUUCGUUCGGUGGUGGGGUGGGUGCGAGAGCGCUAUGAGCCGUCUCAGCCCAUUCAUGCUGACCCCGCAGUCGCGCGGGCGUUCCUCCAUCGACUUGACUAUGAGACCAGUGGUGCGGUUUGUGGGCAUCCGUCUGUCGAGUAUCUCAUUGUGUCUCAUUGGCUCUCUUUCUCCCUGUCGUUCAGGCCCGUUGCUGAUUGCCCGCACUUAUACGUCAUGGGCCAAUCUGCGCAUCCAGAUGCAGAGCCAUCAGCUGACGAAGGAGUAUGUCUGUCUGGUGCAUGGGAAUGUCCCUAUCGGCCAGCAGCAGAGAGGUGCGCUCUUGCCAUGAAUACACACGCAGAGAGAGAGAGAGAGAUAUGGAGAAGCGGCCAUUGUUGAUGUGCGUGUGUGUGUGUGGGUGUGCGUGUGCAGUUGAUGCACGGAUCGAGACGCUGACGGACUACCCCCACACCAGCAAGACCAGCCGCGUGCACCCCAACGGCAAAGUAAGAUACUCAUCCACACACACACGCACACACGCGUAUAUCUAUCUCUCUCCCUGUCUGUGUGGGUACGUCUUCACUGCAGCCAGCAAUCACUCUGUAUGAGUGUGUGGGCCACUACAGGCGCAACUCCGCGCCUUUCAGCCUUCUCAAAGUCACCCUCCUCACCGGCCGCACACACCAGAUUCGGUGCCACAUGCAGCACAUAGGCCAUCCGGUGGUUGGGGACAGCAAGUACCACUCCAGAGGGGAGAGAGAGAAAGGCGACAACGGCAAAUCGAGAGGGGACGACCGAAAAUGGUACGGCUGUCUGUGUGGGGCUAUCAUUCCAUUCACGAAAGUAUCGAUCCAUCUGUCUGUCUGUCAUUGGUGUGUGCAGGUGUCCGCGAACGUUCCUGCACUGCCAGCAGCUGGGCUUCACAGACCUUCAAGUACGAACACGUGCGAGGAAUAAUCAAUCGCAUAAUUGUCUGAUCCCACGAUGGCAUCGAUCAGGGCGACGCCGUGGUGGUGAGAUGGGACCUGCCCCCAGACUUGCAGGACGUCCUGAGCGUGGGCAUGCAGCCGGCAUGAGACGAAUGGAUGGAUGAGCCGGCUGCUGGUCGUUGUGUCAGGCAGGCUGACUGAUUCUCAUGAUGGGAGUGCGUGGAAAGAUUUCCAGAUGGACUGACGGAUGGCUGGAUGGAUGGGUG
Messenger RNA from Vitrella brassicaformis, 4272 nucleotides. The record is from the annotation of a GenBank genome assembly. NCBI's taxonomy places the organism in Eukaryota, Vitrellaceae.